UUAACCACAACAACAAAAAAACAAAACAAAAACCACAAUAAAUUGACUGGCGGAGCUUGUUGGAGGCGGGCAGCAACCUGAAAGACUCAAACCGGGGCAGCGAACACCCAACGACACCAGCCUCCAACACGGAAACAAGAAGACGCUGAUCGCAGUUAAACAAGAAAAACACAUUAAACACAGCCACAGUGGGACAUAACUCAACACCAUGCCCAAAAAGAAAGAAAUUGUUAAAGCUGGCGCUCCUAUACCCAGAAUACGAGAGGGCUCCAGGCUAAUGCGCACACAUGAAACAAUGGUAGAUUUCAUAAAUGGACGUCAUCCUCGGAGCUCGUUCGUGGAUGUCUUCACCUCUGGCUUAUUUGGUUUAGAUUUUUUAAGGAACCUGGAGGGAGACCUGGAGGACGACAUCAUAUAUUCUGAUGACGACGAUGACGAUGAUCACUUGUAUCCACACAAUUCUGCUCACAGACCUUUAGAACCACAUCCACGAAUAAGACAACUCACUGACGAGGAAGCAGAUAAACAUGCAAAAGAAUUGAUAGAAGAAGAAGAACGACGUAAAGAGAAAACAGAGAAGAACAAGCGUAAAAAAAUGCGUAAAAAAGAAAAGAAACGAUUAGAAAAGGAGAAUGCAGUACAAGACAUUUUACCUGAGGAAGAACAAGGGAAGUCAGACUCCUCAGAAAAUCAGGAAGAAAAUCCGGUUAUUGAAAAUAAUGCAGAAGCAGAUAAAUCUCCCAAAUCUGGUAAAACACAAAAUGCAACAGAGAAAGUUCAAUGUGACGAGAACGGUGGUAAUAAUAAAGAAGAAAAUCCUCCAAAGAUGAAUAAGAAAGAAAAAGAGGAGCAAAAGGUAUCGGACUUAAAUAAUUCAUAUGCUUCUAUGGCUAAACCGGUGCCUGAGGAGACGUGUAACCAGAUGCCUGCAAGAGAAGGAAAAAAGGAAAAAACAGCUAAAAUACUGGAAGUUGAGCAGUUGAAGGAAGAAAAGCCAGAAGUUGUGGAGAAACCCGAAGUUCAAAAGAAGAAGGAAGUGAAACAGGAACCCAUUGAAAAAAAAACGAUGGAUCCCACUGCAAACGAGCUUGCAAAGAGAAGCAGAGAGCUUGCUGGUAUUGGAAAUCGUUUGGCUGCCUCUGGACAGUAUGAGAUGGCAGUGAAAUACUUUACUGAUGCUAUUAAAUACAACCCAAAGGAAUAUAAGUUAUUUGGAAAUCGGUCCCUCUGUUAUGAAAGAACGCAGCAGUAUGAAAACGCUCUCAGGGAUGCUGACAUAGCACUGUGCAUGGAGCCAAACUGGAUAAAAGGUUUAUUUAGGAAAGGGAAAGCUCUCUGUGGGCUCAAGAAAUACUACGAGGCCUCGCUGAUCUAUAAGGAGGUGUUACAGCUGGAAAGUUCGAGCGUUGAAGCCACACAAGAGCUGAAACGAGCACAGACGUUGCACCUUAUGGUAGGAGAAGCUUCUGUACAACAUUUACAAAGCAAAUAA
Morone saxatilis (striped sea-bass) is the source of this 1492-nucleotide messenger RNA. Its product is annotated as tetratricopeptide repeat protein 31-like. The record is from RefSeq and is a predicted model, not a curated record. The transcript has 12 exons. Bases 209 to 1492 code for a protein of 427 amino acids. NCBI's taxonomy places the organism in Eukaryota, Metazoa, Chordata, Actinopteri, Moronidae. Gene Ontology annotation, molecular function: protein binding.